Messenger RNA from Apus apus (common swift), 1536 nucleotides. It is a transcript of the gene NEUROD2, whose product is annotated as neuronal differentiation 2. Gene Ontology annotation, molecular function: protein dimerization activity. Gene Ontology annotation, biological process: regulation of DNA-templated transcription; nervous system development. Lineage: Eukaryota; Metazoa; Chordata; Aves; Apodiformes; Apodidae. The record is from RefSeq and is a predicted model, not a curated record.
AAUCAUUAGCUCUCAUGUGAUAGCUCUCGCGCAUGACGUGCCAACCAUAUGGCACUGGCAGCAGAGCUGGUACCCCCUUUGCUGGGUAGAGAUGCCACUCUCGCCUCCUUUUGGAUAGAGGACUGCAGGAGGCUGGAGCACCUCAAGGAGCCGCGUCCCGCUCCCAGAAGAUGCUGGGAACAAUGAAAUAAGAAUUCCUCCGGUCCGCCCGAAGCCACCAUGUUGACGCGACUUUUCAGCGAGCCCAGCCUGGUCCCCGAAGUCCCGAAAUUCGCCGGUUGGGCCGAGGAGUGCGAGGACGAUGCCCGCAGCGAGAAGGAAGAACGGGGCGGGGGGGGCAAAGGCUGCGCCCACCCCGAGGAACCCCCCGAGGGUUCGCUGGGGGAGAGCAAGGAGGAAGGGGAGCUAGGAGGGGACGAGGAGGAGGAGGAGGAGGAGGAGGAAGGCUUGGAGGAGGCGGAGGGCGAGCGGCCCAAGAAGCGCGGCCCCAAGAAGAGGAAGAUGACCAAGGCGCGGCUGGAGCGCUCCAAGCUGCGGCGGCAAAAGGCGAACGCGCGGGAGCGGAACCGAAUGCACGACCUGAACGCGGCCCUGGACAACCUGCGGAAGGUGGUUCCGUGUUAUUCCAAAACCCAAAAGCUGUCGAAAAUCGAAACGUUGCGUUUAGCCAAGAACUACAUCUGGGCUCUCUCCGAGAUCCUGCGCUCGGGCAAGCGGCCCGACCUGGUGUCCUACGUGCAGACUCUGUGCAAGGGGCUGUCGCAACCCACCACCAACCUGGUGGCCGGGUGCCUGCAGCUCAAUUCCCGCAAUUUCCUGACGGAGCAAGGGCAGGAAAGCGGCCGCUUCCACGGCCCCAACGCCUCCUUCGCCGUCCACCCCUACCCCUACCCCUGCUCGCGGCUGGCCGCGGGGCAGUGCCCCCCCGCAGCCCCCCCCGGGGCCCACGGGCUGAGGACACACAGCUACUGCUCCUCCGCCUACGAGAGCCUCUACGGCAACACCUCCCCCGACUACAACAGCUCGGAGUACGACGGGGGGCUUAGCCCCCCACUCUGCAUCAACGGCAACUUCUCCCUCAAGCAGGACUCUUCUUCCCCCGACCACGAGAAAAGCUACCACUACUCUAUGCACUACUCGGCGCUGCCCGGUUCCCGCCCCACCGGACACAACCUGGUCUUCGGUUCGGCGGGGAUGCGCGGGGGGGUCCACUCCGAGAACAUCUUCCCCUACGACAUGCACCUCCCGCACGAGCGGGGCCCCAUGUACGAGGAGCUCAACGCCUUCUUCCACAACUGACCCCCCCACCUUCCCCUCCCCUCCCCACCUCCAUCUUCCCGAGCCCCCUCCCCGCCCGGCCGCCCCGGCCCCGAGGUUGGCGGGGGGGCACACGCAGACCCGCGGACCGGCCCCCGGGGCUUCGCCGUGGGCUUUGGUGCAAUAUGGGGACCCGGCCCCGGCGGCGGGUCCCCGCGCCCCGUGGGGACUAAGUGCUUUUUUGGGAGGAUUUCUCCUUUUCCUGAAUUUAUUAUCACU